Gregarina niphandrodes is the source of this 708-nucleotide messenger RNA. Its product is annotated as putative Pol polyprotein. The transcript has a single exon. The record is from RefSeq and is a predicted model, not a curated record. NCBI's taxonomy places the organism in Eukaryota, Apicomplexa, Conoidasida, Eugregarinorida, Gregarinidae. Bases 1 to 708 code for a protein of 235 amino acids.
AUGCUCUCGACUGUAACUGGGGGUUCUGGAAUGUUCCCGUCAGCGAAGCGUGUAAUCAAUACACCGACCGCGUUCUGCACCCCUUGGGGACUGUUCGAAAUCAACGGUGUGCCCUUCGGCAUCAAAAACGGUCCGGGAGAGUAUCAAAGAGCAAUGAACCAAGUUUUUGGUGCGCUUCUAGGCCAGGGCGUCGAAUGCUACAUUGACGAUACAGUCAUUUAUGCCGACAGCCCACAGGAAUGCCUUGAACUCCUGAAUGAGGUGAUCCGAAUCUGCAUCGGUGAUGGCUUCUUCUUGAAGUUGGCCAAAUGUGAGUGGCUCUGCGAGGAAAUUCCCCUGCUUGGUCAAGAAGUGUGGCAUCAAGCACUAGCCUGGAAAGGUGGGGGCGUUGAGCAGAGUCGCCGCCAAAAAACUAGAAGCAGGUUGAAGUCGCUUUCAGGUUUACUCUUGUUCCACCGAAGGUUCGUGCCAGGGUACUCCGACAAGGUGCAGCCCCUGCAGGAGCUCAUGAACAGCCAAAAGACCCAAAGCUUCACGUGGCGUGACUCCCACGAAGUAGCAAUGCGACAGGUAAUCGAGGACCUCGUAAAUGCUGACUACCUGGUAGCUGCCGACCCGGAUGCGGAGCUUGUAUUAAAUACCGACGCCAAUCAGUACGCGGUAGGAGUGUUAUUGGGUCAGGUCAACGAUCACCCAAGAUCCACGUAA